Molecule: messenger RNA, 2183 nt
Organism: Helicoverpa armigera (cotton bollworm)
Lineage: Eukaryota; Metazoa; Arthropoda; Insecta; Lepidoptera; Noctuidae
Gene: Cyp9a17v2
Product: cytochrome P450 CYP9A17v2
Molecular function (GO): oxidoreductase activity, acting on paired donors, with incorporation or reduction of molecular oxygen; iron ion binding; heme binding
Source: RefSeq, marked validated
AAUCAGAAACGGCUUAACCGCGUUUCAAGUCACACGUUCGCGCGUUCCAAACUUGAAUUUGAGGUUUAAAUUACGCAUUUUUGUAAUAAAAAAUUGUGCCUGUUACAAAUUCUAGUGUUGUGACAACAUAAGUAUUGUUACAGAGCAUGAUCCUAGCUCUGGUGUGGGUGGCGGUGCUGAUCGCCGUGGCGGUGCUGUACCUCCGCCAGGUCUAUUCCCGGUUCUCUCGAUAUGGCGUGAAGCAAUUCAGGCCGGUGCCCAUCUUGGGCAACAUGACCAGGAUCCUCCUCAAACAAGAUCACUUCGUAGACGAUACCAUGAGAUAUUAUAACAGCUUUCCUGAAGAGAGGUUUGUGGGCAAGUUUGAAUUCAUCAAGGAGUUGGUGGUGAUCCGCGACAUUGAGCUGGUGAAGAAGAUCGCCGUCAAAGACUUUGAACACUUUCUCGAUCACCGCUCUAUGUUCAGUUCCAGUGACUCUUUCUUUUCUAGAAACUUAUUCUCUUUGAAAGGUCAAGAAUGGAAAGACAUGCGUUCGACUUUAAGCCCAGCUUUCACAAGUUCCAAGAUGCGUAUGAUGGUGCCCUUCAUGGUGGAAGUUGGUGACCAAAUGAUGGCUGCGAUUAAAAAUAAGAUCAAGGAAUCUGGAAAUGGCUAUAUAGACAUCGAGUGCAAGGACCUGACGACUCGUUAUGCCAACGACGUGAUAGCCUCCUGCGCCUUCGGUCUGAAGGUGGACUCUCACAACGAAACUGACAACGAGUUUUACACCAUGGGCAAGCUGUCUUCCACCUUCAACUUCCGUCAGAUGCUAGUGUUCUUCUUUAUUGCAAAUGCACCUACAGUUGCUAAGAUCCUUAAACUGGAUUUCCUUUCGGAAGCGGCGAAGAAGUUUUUCAGGAAUUUAGUCCUUGAUACCAUGAAGAAUCGUGAGCUGAACCAUAUCAUUAGACCUGAUAUGAUUCAUUUGCUUAUGGAAGCUAAAAAAGGUAAACUGACUCACGAGGAAAUUAAAUCUAAUGAUGUAACUGCUGGCUUUGCGACAGUUGAAGAAUCUGCCGUGGGACAUAAGGAAAUUACUAGAGUGUGGACUGAUGAAGACCUCAUCGCUCAGGCAGUAUUAUUCUUCAUCGCCGGUUUCGAGACCGUGUCUUCUGGCAUGUCAUUCCUGCUGUACGAGCUGGCUGUGAACCCUGACGUCCAGGAGCGCCUGGCGCAGGAGAUCAAGGAGAACGAUGCCAAGAACGGCGGCAAGUUCGACUUCAACUCCAUUCAGAAUUUGCAGUACAUGGAUAUGGUUGUGUCCGAACUGCUGCGCCUGUGGCCUCCUGGGGCCGCACUGGAUAGGAUCUGCACUAAGGACUACAAUUUGGGAAAACCUAACGACAAGGCCAAACAUGAUUUCAUUGUCCGGAAAGGCACAGGCAUCAGCAUACCAGCGUUUGCCUUCCACCGCGACCCCCAGUUCUUCCCGAACCCUGAAAAGUUUGACCCUGAACGGUUCUCCGAGGAGAACAAGCACAACAUCCAGAGUUUUGCCUACAUGCCCUUCGGUAUUGGACCCAGGAAUUGUAUAGGAUCAAGAUUUGCUCUCUGCGAGAUGAAGGUGAUGGCAUACCAGAUUCUGCAGCAUAUGGAGGUAUCUCCCUGUGAGAGGACUUGCAUACCAGCCAAGCUUGAUACCGAGACCUUCAACAUGCGACUGAAAGGAGGCCACUGGCUUAGAUUCAGACCUAGGCAGUAGAGGACACGACUGAUCGGACUAUACGAAUCACUCCCCACAGUGAUUUGGGUUCAAAAUUAAAGUGAGAUUUUGUUGUUAAAAAGGAUUAUAGCUUUAAUAUUGUUGUUGAAUUUGAUAUUAUUAUUUACAUUUAACUUUAACGAUAACCGAACUAUUUUCGACAAACUAUUUUCGCUGAUUUAACCUAUGGGCGGCACGUUUAUGGUUGGUUAUCGUUAAAUAGUGUAACUGGGUCUUAAAUUAAUUAUUUUUAGUAAGAUAUGUACAGCGUUUCUCCGCUCAAACAAUAGUGGCGAUAUUUAAUUAUCCAAACCGAUUGUACUGUUUCAUAUCCUAGCUGAGUUUUCCUCUAUUUUACUCUACAGGAAAUUAAGCUUGGUACAUUCAAUUCAGCCUAAUGUGUGUAUGUGAUAUAGAAUAAAUCUAAAGGUUCAUUUACAA